Electrophorus electricus (electric eel) is the source of this 2202-nucleotide messenger RNA. It is a transcript of the gene smoc2, whose product is annotated as SPARC related modular calcium binding 2. The record is from RefSeq and is a predicted model, not a curated record. Gene Ontology annotation, cellular component: basement membrane. Gene Ontology annotation, molecular function: heparin binding; calcium ion binding; protein binding. Lineage: Eukaryota; Metazoa; Chordata; Actinopteri; Gymnotiformes; Gymnotidae. Gene Ontology annotation, biological process: extracellular matrix organization.
CCGAGGACAGGCGCAUAGCACAGAGCACGGGGCAGGACAGAUGAGGACGGGGACCGCACCGCACACACCACCGAGCAAAAGUACCGUGCAGCGCUGCCCGCAACUGCGCGCGUAGUCGUACAACAGCAAACGCGGAUUUCUUUAAAUCCAGAAACAUCAUCGUCAACGCCGAAGGAGCGGAUCUGGGAAAAUUAAACUUCACCAGCCUACGCAGGGAGAUUGUUCACGGUUACGACGCCGAACUGUCAGGAUGCGCAUCCCUUUCCUCGUGCUGCUCGGGCUGCUGUAUGUCGGACGCGCACAGAAGUUUUCCGCACUCACGUUUCUCCGGGUCGAUCAGGAUAAGGAGUGUAACAUGGACUGCUCUGGAGUGCCACGGAAGCCACACUGUGCAUCCGACGGACGAACGUUUGGCUCCCGGUGCGAGUUCCAGCGUGCCAAGUGCCGCGACCCCCAGCUGGAGGUCAUCCGAGGGCCUUGCAAAGACGCGUCCAGGUGUGUGGCAGAGAAGAAGUACACCGAGCAGCAGGCUAAGAAGCUCUACCCCCAGGUCUUCGUCCCCGUCUGCAAUCCAGACGGCACCUACAGCGAGGUGCAGUGCCACAGCUACACCGGCUACUGUUGGUGUGUGACUCCGAAUGGCCGGCCGAUCAGCGGAUCAGCAGUAGCCAAUAAGAAGCCUCGUUGCCAGGGCUCGAGGCAUGAGAAGGUCAGCCCCAAAGAACCGGGGAAAGCAGUUUCCUUGCAAAUCUUCUCCAUUCUAAACGCAGAUGAGUCUGCCGGCCUCGUCAUGGAGCCGCAGCCCCCGACUGAUGAAGAAGACAUCAUCUUACAGUACCCCACGCUGUGGACGGAACAGGUGCGGAGCAGGCAGAACAACAGGACCAGGAUGCAGGCCUCCUCUUGUGAUCAGGAGCAGGUGACAGCUCAGGAGGAGGCACGCCAACAUAAGAACGAGGCUGUGUUCGUGCCUGACUGUGCGCAGGGUGGUCUUUACAAGCCCAUCCAGUGCCACCCUUCCACAGGCUACUGCUGGUGUGUUCUGGUGGACACCGGACGGCCGAUACCUGGCACCUCCACUAGAUAUGAACAGCCCAAAUGUGAUGGCAAUGCACGAGCCCACCCAAACAAACCCAAAGACCAUUACAGGAGCAGACACCUGCAGGGAUGCCCGGGAGAAAAAAAGCAUGGGUUCCUCACCAGUGUUCUGGAUGCGCUGUCCACAGACAUGGUGCUUGCGGUGACGGACCCAGCCGCCACUGGCAGGAUGCCAGAGCCUGAUCCGAACCACACUCUGGAAGAGCGAGUCGUGCACUGGUACUUCCGCCAGCUGGACAAGAACUCCAGCGGUGACAUCGGCAAGAAGGAGAUCAAGCCGUUUAAGCGUCUGCUGCGGAAGAAGUCCAAACCAAAGAAGUGCGUGAAGAAGUUUGUGGAGUACUGCGACAUCAGCAACGACAAGGCGCUCUCACUGCAGGAGCUGAUUGGCUGCCUCGGGGUCACCAAGGAGGAUGCAGACACCAAAGCAGGAGGCGCAGGCUCCAGUAAACUGAAUAUGUCAAAGAAACAAGGCUGAGUCAGCAGCACCCCUCCCAUGCCAGCCUGCCCCUCCGAACGGCACCGGAAGCCCAGAGUAUUUGCACUUUGUACUUUAAAAACAAUGUAAAUUCACUUUGUAGAAAAAAACAGAAGGUAUUUAAACACACUGCUGAACAUGUGAAUGACGUUAGUUUUUCUAUGUCCUUACAAAAAGUUAAUACUUUAGCACAUACAAUGUAUGUGUCCUUUGUGAGUCGAAAGGAAAGUAUGUUUUUCUGAGUUGUACAAGUUCUGUUACGUGAUUUCUUGAUGACACACCCCUUUGGUCUGUUCCGUCUUGAUUUUCUGACACCAGAUUUGAUGGAUAACUGAUAAAAGGUAAUAAUACAUUCAACACCUGUGAAUUAUAUACAAUAAUUCGACGCCUGUGCUUUGAUCUCGCCCUGAGCCUCUUACAGACCCAGUAGAACGUUUCUGCUCAUAUAUCACUACAUGGUUUUAAAAUGGAUUUUGCAAAGACAGCUUUGUGUUAAUCAGAAAUAAAGAAGUCUUUUAUAUUUUUUGUAUGUUUUAUACCAAUACAGUGUAUAUAGCAGGAGUUGUCUGAUGAAAUGUUAAAAAACAGGAUCUUUUACCUAUAAUAAAAAUUCCCUCCUAACUGAA